Molecule: messenger RNA, 2008 nt
Organism: Mercenaria mercenaria
Lineage: Eukaryota; Metazoa; Mollusca; Bivalvia; Venerida; Veneridae
Product: carbohydrate sulfotransferase 8-like
Exons: 5
Coding region: 414-1739 (441 amino acids)
Biological process (GO): carbohydrate biosynthetic process
Cellular component (GO): membrane
Molecular function (GO): sulfotransferase activity
Source: RefSeq, a predicted model, not a curated record
UGAAACGGUAAUAAUUAUGCGAAACAGACGUAUUAGAUAUCUGAUACGUUUAUAUGUUGAUAUUGUGUAGGUAUAUUUGCUGAUAGGAAGUGUUAUAAGAAUGGAAUAAAAGAUUCAGAUAAAUGUGGUCGCAGUAUUACAGAUAUGAAUAAUUUGAUAUUACAAGGAUGAACAAGGCAACAGAAUCAUUAAGAAAAGGAAUCUUUUGUAUCAAAUCUUGUAAAGAGGCAAAAUAUCUGUUUCAACCCUAAAGCAUUGUAUACCUUUGAACCGCAGAACGCUGUGAAACUACAGUCAUGUUUCGUGUUCUACUCGGAGUGUUUGGAAUAAGUUAAAGACACCAUUCCAUAUUACUGCCAUUAUAUUAUUACUAGGACGGUAAACAGUGUACGUCACUGGCAAGGUUUGGGGAGAUGAUAAAGUAUAAAUCACGAAUCAGCACGAGAUCUCUGUUAUGUAAAGCAAUCAAAAUCCCCGUGUUUGUUCCACCCGUGCUUAUCCUUGUGAAUAUUUACGUGAUCAUGACGGGGCCCCCGUGUCCUAUAGACGAUACAGGCAACCCAUAUAUACAAGGAGGUCCGUCACUGAAAGACAACUUAUCAAGGGUUGUAGUUGAUGAAGAGAUGGUGAAGCAGAAGACUACAAAUGAACAAAGACUUGCUCACAUCUCAGCCGUGUGUGCCAAAUAUAACCAAGACGAAAAGUUUAGAGGUAUGAAGAUGACAGGGGAGGUGAUCGCAACCCCGGACAAAUCACUGAUAUAUUGUGAUAUACCAAAGGUGGGUUGUACCCACUGGAAACAGGUGUUCCGUUAUAUAACACAUGAUUAUGAGGGGAAUGUAAACAGUCCGGAAGAAAUUCCACGUAUUUAUGCCCACUUUGGGCCAUGGAAUCAUACGAGUUUGAUCAAACUUAGCGAUAAGACCGCAGUAAAUGAACUAAAUAGUCGAGGAUUUAAAUUCAUGAUGUCACGUGAUCCUUAUGAGCGGCUAUGGUCCGGCUACCUGGAUAAAUUAUUUCUCCCCGACUUCUGGUGGUGGUUGGGAACAAAGAUGGUGAGCGAGGUUCGCCCCGAGGCUGAUGAGUUAUCAAAGAAAUGUGGUCACGAUGUGACAUUCAGUGAAUUCCUAGAGUUCACUGCUAUUCACCUGAGACAAGGUAAACAUGUCGACAUGCAUUUUGAACCUAUGCAUAGACGGUGCAAUCCUUGUCAGUUAAACUUUAGUGUUAUUGGAAAAAUGGAAACGUUUUCACAAGAUUCUAAACUGAUCCUUGAUAAAGUAAAAUUAAAACAUCGCUCAAAGAGAAGCGUUGUGACCGAUCGUUCUUUAGAAGAAAUCAAAAUGUUAACUAGAUAUAACUUUGACAUUCAGAAUCGCCUGACAUCACUUGGAAAGAAGGAGGAAUGUUACAAUCAGGUUGAGAUAGCUUACAGACUGUGGAAAACUUUCCAGUUUAACGGUUAUAUUGGUGACGAGGUGGAAUUUCCAGAGGAGGAAAUUGCUAAUAUACAAAGCAGAGAACAUAUCAAAGAAGUGUUGUUGAAUAAAUUAAUAGCUGUAAGAAAACGAGCAUCACCUGAUGCUCUAAAGCGAUGGAAAGAACAGAGACAACUCUAUGUAGAGAAAGCGUAUGAGAAUAUCCCUAGACAUAUAGUGGAGGCAAUCAGAGACGAGUAUUCAAAGGACUUUGAAUUGUUUCAGUAUGAUCGUGAACCAAAAUUCAUAUUUCGACGAUAACCGCAUCUUUCUGAUGCUGGUUUGAAAAUAAGAUAUAAACUAGCACAUCGUGAACGAGAACAAAAGUCUGUUUAAAAAUAUAUAAAAAUAAAGUGAAUUAAAAUUGUAUUUUUGCAUUUUCUGUGAUAACGCGAAAACAGAGAGUGGAACGGGCUCACGAAUCGAAUCGAAUUGUCUGGUCACAAACUUGAUUGUAGUUGUUUUUCCUUAAAAGGAAAGAUGUGUCUACAGUAUUCCAUGUACCUGGAGGCGGUAGUAAAACCUUCUUA